AUGUUUUGGCAUCGAGUGCAAACGGACAUGGCGUCAGGAGCCAUCGGCGAGCGCGACAAAGGCUCGCUUCCCCACAAAUGCAUGGAAACGUUGAUUGACCUGAAUAGGCUGGACUCGGGACAUCCACACAAAAGUCCGUCACUUGACUCAACUGAAGGCAAAAAGUGCCCGAUUCCCGGAAUUCGCGUGGAUGCAAUUGAAUAA
Protopolystoma xenopodis is the source of this 204-nucleotide messenger RNA. The record is from the annotation of a GenBank genome assembly. Lineage: Eukaryota; Metazoa; Platyhelminthes; Monogenea; Polystomatidea; Polystomatidae.